Megalobrama amblycephala (Wuchang bream) is the source of this 6059-nucleotide messenger RNA. RefSeq names its product mastermind-like domain-containing protein 1. Lineage: Eukaryota; Metazoa; Chordata; Actinopteri; Cypriniformes; Xenocyprididae. The transcript is spliced from 5 exons. Gene Ontology annotation, biological process: regulation of transcription by RNA polymerase II. Bases 318 to 3236 code for a protein of 972 amino acids. The record is from RefSeq and is a predicted model, not a curated record. Gene Ontology annotation, cellular component: nuclear body.
AGUCAGGAAGAUAGAGCUCUCUGAUCGUAAGUGGCCGUGUAGAGCGAGAGCUGAUACAGACGUUUGUGUUAUUAGUCCCUGUUCAAGAGAAUCAACAUGACUGGCGCUUGAACGGAAUGUCAGAUUAGCUUUCAUUUGGACACAAUCCUCAUUCCUAGUUACUUAUCGCACACACAACUGGGCGAUAGCAAAGUUUCCAGACUUAUAUUAACCAUAUUUUAGUAGAUUCCCAAUCAGGCUUUUCUUUGUAAGACAGUUUACACAUACUGAAACAAAGUGGAUUUAACAGUGGCUACGUGGUUUACCCGCACUCCAAGAUGCUUCUGGUCUCCCAGCGGCUAGACUCACCUCGCAUGGACCCAUUACUGCCAGGAUCCCUGAAGAGGAAAUUGACUGGGGCUGUCGAGAGUUCUGCAUCGCUAAACGGGGUCUCUGACACGUCUAUGACCCAGGGAAGUGGCAAACGACCAUGUCUGGAGGAUGUCACCCUGGCAAUGGGCCCCAGCUACCCUCAGCCCCCUUUUCCAUCUGGGAUGGGCAACCAGGGGAGUGUUCUGGAAGCUAACCGACUGAACAGUAACAACAACAAUUUGGGCUCUCCGUAUUCCGUACCCCCGAAUACUAGUCCUGGAUCAACCCCAGGGAACGGCGGAGGCUCAGGGGGCUUGACGAGUAACUUCAACCCAAAUGGGAGUUCAGCCACACCUUCAGUGGAACAGGAACUGCAGGAGAUUUUAGAUGAACUGACAAAGAAUCCUGAUCCCUCUUUACCAGAGCUUGACAUUGAGAAGAUCUUAGGAAAAGAAAGCGAUGACCAGGCAAACAGUGCUGGAGGUUUUGUCCACCCGGAGGGUAACGGCACCCCUAAAAGAUCCCCACAGAGACAAUCGCACCUGGAGGCCCACCUAACUCAGUCCCCUGGUUUCUCUCAAUCUGGUUCCCCUCAAGUGGGUCCAAGUCCUGCUGGGGCACCAUAUACGCUACCACACCCUUCCAAACCAGUCCCGUCUCCACUUUCAGCAUCACCCCUAUCGUCCUCAUCUUCACAAGGGCAAAAUCAGGCACGGUCACCCAUGCUUUCUGCCGCCCUAUCAAGCCGGGCUGGAUCCAACUGGCAUGAGGUGUCCCGGGCCCAACAGCUUCAGCAGAUGGCGUCAAAUAAUAAGCACCAUUCUAACAGCAGUGGUGGUCCCCCACCUGCACAGUCAGGGUUGUCUGGAUUGGGCCAGCAGAGUACUUCCUGGGCUGGUCCCUCUCCACCCUACCGACCAGGGGAUAAACUGCCUAACUCAUCACCUCAUCAGCAGCCCUUCAGCCCAGCAGGUAAUAUUCAGAGCCCCCAGAGCUCUCUAAUCUCUAGCAUGGCUCCAGCCCCAUCCACCGGACCUUCACCACCCUACAGGCCAGAAAAGCUUGCCAGCCCAGCAAUUGCUCAGCCCCCUUUCAGCCCCCAGAACAGCCUUCUGUCUGGAAAUGCCCCACCAGGCGUUUCAGGCACUGCAAUCCAAGGUUCUCAGGCAAGUUAUCUUCCUGGUGUGGCUCCAACAUCAAACAACACUCGACCAUCGCCUCCUUACAGACCAGAUAAACAUCCGAGCCCAGCUGGGCAAUGCCAACCAGGAACACAACCUCCCACACAAGGACAUCUUUUCAACUCUCAAAAUAAUCAAGCACCUGCAAUGUCUAGUCAGCUGUUCAAAGCCAUCACAUCCAACCAGCCACCGAGUAGCCUCAAGCUCCUCAUGCAGGCACAGGGAAAGCCCUCACAGCUGCAACUAAACAAGACCACCACAGCUGGUAUGGGUCCAGAACCGUACUCCUUCAACAACACCAAGCCAUUACGACAUUUUGACCCCGAUCCCUCUGUUGCCAAACUGGGUCCUCUAGCUGUGGGAGUAUACCGCAAUGCUAGCAUGCAGCCCACAACGGCCACAUCGGCCACAGGACAUGGACAUCUUCUGCCACAGCGCAUGCAAAGGGGCAUGCCAACUGGUGGUAUCGUGCCUCACUGCAGAGAUGAUCAAGGUGCAGGAAUGGUGCCUCAUCUUCAGGACGCUCCGUCAGCAGUGCCACGGCAGCCCCAGGGCGGCAGCUACAACCUGAUGCUUAAGAAUCAGCUAAUAAACAAACAGAUUCAACAACAACAAGAAAAGCAAAGGCAAAUGGAGCAAAUGAAUGGAGGGCAUAUCACAGACUGCCAACAGGUGGCACCAUUUCAAGGUCCAGGUCGACCUCUCCCUCCGGAGUGUGGUGGUUAUCCUAUGGGGGCUUCUCAACAGUCGAAUUCCACAAUGCUCUCCCAUAGCGGUCCUUUAACCACAAACCGAAUGGGUCUUUCCUCCGGCUCAGUCUCCCAGAUGGGCUCGUCGGUUGGAGGAUAUAUGUGCAGCAAAGGUUCCAAACAACCACUCUGCCACCCUUCUCAAGACUUCGGAAUGGCGAUGCAGCCGGGCCAGAGCAUGAUGGGAAUGGGCGGCCCUCCACGUCAACCGCUACACCCGGCUCACAGUGUGACACGACCGGGAAUGCCUUGUCCCAACCUACCUGGCGGUCCCGUGCCGACCCACCACCUGCGGCAGGCGCUGCACCAAGGCGGAGCUCUUCCGUCACGUAUGAUGUUCCCUUCCCAGCAGCAGCCCACGUCACAGUCCCAGCUCUGGCAGCACCAGCAAGGGGUGCAACCGCAUAUGGACCCUUCGAACCACCAACAUCCCUUCCCCGCCGGAGGAGCCCCACCUGGAUGCGGGGGUCCUCAGUUUCCACAGCGAUCCGGAAUGGCAGGUAUGCCAGCCAACUUCCCUGGUUCCCGUCCUCCUCCUAAUCAAGUAGCCCCUGGUUUGGUUGGCAGACCGGACCAGAAGAUGCCCACCGCCCAGCCUCUAUCCUCCAUGUCCCAACAGAGCCUCAGAAUGCGAGGUCCGCUUUCCGCUCUCGCUGUUAUGAAACCAGGAGGUCCAUCCAUGAUGCACCCAGCUCAUGGAAUGGCUCCUCCUAGCUACCAGACUGCUUCCGCAGGCAAACACUGUUCACCGCAGGGCUACAACCCUGGACAUAAGCUGCCCUCCUAUGACUACACGCCACAGCAUCACAGCAAUGGGGCAAUGACUGGAGGGCUUCAAGGACACGGAGGAGGUGGCGGUGCGGACGUGGACUUCAUUGACACUCUGGUGGGCAACAAUGAAGACUGGCUGAACAAUCUCACCAUGAUUGAUGAAUACCUUGAGCAAAACUCAUAGGGACUGAUCAAAAGCUUCCUAGGUUUGAAAAUCACUACACACAGUACCAGAAUGGGGUCGUGGAGUCAUCAUUCUGUAAUGCCGCGUUCACACCAAGAACGAUAACUGUAACAGCAACUAUAUUAGUGUCCACACCAAUGGAAGAUAACAUUCUGUUUAUUAUAUAAGUGUGCUCGUCGUUAAACUAGGGUGGGAUUCUGAUUGGCUGUCAAUGUUUUUAUCAUUCAUCAGCUGGGAAAAAAAGCUCUCCUAAGGGCUUUUCACACUUGAAAUAGUUAACCCUGGGUCAUUCUAAACCCCGAGUAAAUGGAAUCCUGGGUUAUCUUUAUUCACGUUUUACACUGCUCAUACUAUACCCAGGGUUAAAGUCCUUAUUUGCAUAUUCGUGGUGUCAGUGUUAGUCACUGGACAAACGCAGCACGUGAUCUGUUUACAUAAAGGCUCUAGCAUUGCGCGUCCUCAUUGCUGACUGCAUUAUCAAGUUUUUUUCUGAAUUAACUUUUCGAACUAUAAAAGUAAGAAUGAGGGUCGCUUCACAACAAUUGCCGCGUUUUCCAUCGCAGUUUGACAUUUUUCAUAUCAUACAUGGAAACGACUGUUUAUACAUUGAGCAGUGUUUCUGUGACUGGCCAAAGCGUGUGAAUAUAAGGCAUGCAAUUGGUUGUUGGUUGCUAAGCAUGUAGUUGUAACAUUCUAACACCGUAUCGGUGUUAACCCUGCUCCGGAAGCAGGGUUUCAUAACCCCGGGUAAAAAGCAGUGUUAACCCCACAUCUAAGGGUACGUUUACAUGACAAUGAUAACGGAGAAGUUUUUCCUUUGAGUUUUCUGCGUACAGACGACACCAUUGUCAAAACGACCCCCAUUCACACGGAUCCGCGAAAACGACUAAAAACGCUAUAUUCUGUUGCCAGGCCAUUAGAUGGCGAUGAAACACCAUAGAAUGAACAUGUAAUAUGCAUGUACAUGCACACGUCAUCAUUUCCACAGAUUUGCGUUUUUGUUACUUACACAGAGACCGUUUUCAAAAAUUUGCACUUUGAAACCCGUUUUCAAAAGCUUGCGUUUUCAGGCACCCAAAACGCCGUUGUCGUAUAAAUGAACAGCCACAAUGUAUUAAAAGUUUUAUGUUUUUAGUUGAAAACGGUGUCGUGUAAACGGCCGCUGAAUUACAAGUGUGGAACGUUCCUUUAAAAGCGGGUGUUUAGAACGCCGAUAACCCGGGGUUAAGCGCAGUGCGAAAAGCCCUCUAGAGUGAUUCCAACAAUAUUGUUCUUCUGUGUCGUUAUCGUUGUAGUUGCGGUGUGGACUUCACUAUGCUCAUAGAAUUAGAAAGAUUAUUAAAACUUUAUAGUUAUCGUCUUUGGUGUGAACAGGCCUUAAGGUCAUAAAGCAUUUUUCCAUGGCUAGCAUAAGUGAGAAUGUAUCGCACUGCUGAAAUGAUGCACAGCUGAGCCCCUGAAAUGGCUUUUGGCAGCCAAUAAAACGCUUAUAUUAUAAGAUGCCCUUUCCUUUUCUCAAUGGUUGCUCGUCCAGUGCUCUUUGCACUGUAAAUUAAUACGGAGUGAAACACUGAUUUAUGAAAACAUGGGCUUUCCCCAGCAGUGUCAAGAAAGUUCUCAUUCAGUUAAAGGGAUAGUUCACCCAAAAAUUCUGACAAUUCCAAAUCUUCUGUGAAACACAAAAGAAGAUAUUUUGAAGGCUAUUUUUGUCCCUACAGUGAAAGUUAAUAGGGUCUCAAAACAACACGGACAUUCAUUGUAUGGACAAAAACCGUUUUUGUCAUCUACUUUACAUGAGGGACAGAAUUGUAAUUUUUGGUUGAGCGAUCCCUUCAAAUGCAGCGUGAUAGCAGUAUUGUUGGCAGUCUCGUGCCAGACCGGGCGAAUAUGUGCAGCUUUUCAUUCUUGCUAUUUGAAAAGCAUACAAAAUCAUUUCUGUGACGAACUAUUUGAGGGUAUUCCAAAAGGGGCUUGUGCUGUACAUAAAGUAUUUUGUAAAAUAUGGUUUCUUAAACUGUAACAUACAAAAGAGAAGUACACAUAUUUAUGCUUCUUUUCUGCUGAUGAAUUUCUUUGUAAAUAAUUAUCAAAAGAAUAAAUAAAAUAAAAAUGCAAUGAUGUAAAGAAAUGAGUGUCACAUUAAAAUUGCAAAAGAAAUAUUUUACACUAGGAAACUCUAUUGUAAUUUGUAUUAUGCAAGACGGUAUGGUUAGUUUUGGAGUAAUACUAUGUAUUACAAUGGUGAAAAAAUUGUUAUGUUUUUGACAUAACUGGACUUCUGGUACUCCAGUCUGGCUUAAGAGGGUUAUUUGUUUUGUGUUUUUAAAUUGUGAGGUUUGGAGUAUAAUGUUCCUCAGCCUUGUUACAGCAUUUCAUUCUGACAUCAGUUGCACAGUCUUAGAGGUUCUCUAAAUUGUGUCACAUUGCCAUAGCAUAAUACAUUUUACACUAGACACCAGUGUCUUUGUAAUAAUCUGUUCCAUCUAACAAAAUGAAGAUCUUGACGUUUUCUGGACCAAGGACACUUUUCAGCAGUUCUAGGAAUGUCUUUUGUAAGUGCACACCAGCUACACUGAAACAGCAGCCUCAGAGUAGCAGAGGGACAACAAUGUAUGAUCACACCACCUAUUAUGUAAUGACACCUGUCACAGUAAGUGCAUAAAACCCACAGUCCUUUGUGCCAGAGUCUUGGGUUUCCAGUAGUUCAUGACCAUGUAGUUAAUGCCAUGAACUUUAAGACAUUCUGAUUUGUGAUUAAUUGUGAUUUAUUAUAUUUUGUCUUCAUAUUUUUAGAUUGGAAAAUAAACUGCAUAAAAUCAAAAA